GUCCAAAACAACAACAUCAGGGCAAUAUGAGAAAUUGGCUGAAAUGAUGGCAGCCAAAAGAGACAUAGCGCAGGGUUUUCAACAGCGACCCACAGAAGAAAUGCAGGCGUUUUGGAACGAGGUCGCAACUUCUCUAAAUGCACUAGGUCCCCCAUCUAAGGACUCCAAUGCACGGAGAAAGGUAUGGAUUGACUGGAAACGCUACAUAAAACGCGAGCUAUCAAACAACAAAAAGGAAAUGAUGAGCGCCGGUGGAGGUCAAUGCCCUUUGCAGCGCAUAGCACCACUUGAAGAACAAGUUAUAGAAUUGACGGGCUUAAUAACGUGCACAAGUGGAAUUAGAGGUGUGCUGGAUUUUGGAGAUAGUGCUCAGGUCCAACACGACACUGAAACUGAAAUGGAUAUUUCUGCUUCUUCGGUGGAUCCAGAUGGUUUACCUUCAACCAGUAGAGAAUUUUAUGCCGACACAAAGAAAUUCAAUGAAGCUGCCAUGAAUAGAAUGGAGGAAAUGGCGACACAUUUGCGGCGCAUGAACCGUUCUCUUGAAAAGGUGGCGGACACUGCAGCAAAGCAACUGCAGGAAGAGCAACGGCACAACAAAAUUAAGGAGGAACUUUUAAAGCGGAAAAUUGAAAUUAAGAUGGAGAUGCUAAGGCUGGAGCAUCCAGACCAUAAUAUUGAUUAG
Messenger RNA from Rhagoletis pomonella (apple maggot), 685 nucleotides. RefSeq lists its product as uncharacterized. The annotation marks the transcript as partial. NCBI's taxonomy places the organism in Eukaryota, Metazoa, Arthropoda, Insecta, Diptera, Tephritidae. The transcript has 3 exons. The record is from RefSeq and is a predicted model, not a curated record.